Messenger RNA from Lynx canadensis (Canada lynx), 1074 nucleotides. RefSeq names its product H6 family homeobox 3 (gene HMX3). Bases 1 to 1074 code for a protein of 357 amino acids. Gene Ontology annotation, cellular component: nucleus. NCBI's taxonomy places the organism in Eukaryota, Metazoa, Chordata, Mammalia, Carnivora, Felidae. The transcript has 2 exons. Gene Ontology annotation, biological process: regulation of transcription by RNA polymerase II. The record is from RefSeq and is a predicted model, not a curated record. Gene Ontology annotation, molecular function: DNA-binding transcription factor activity, RNA polymerase II-specific; RNA polymerase II transcription regulatory region sequence-specific DNA binding.
AUGCCGGAGCCCGGGCCGGACGCCCCUGGCACGGCUAGCGCGCAGCCCCCGCCGCCGCCGCCCCCACCUCCCGCGCCCAAGGAGUCCCCGUUCUCCAUCAAGAACCUGCUCAACGGAGACCACCACCGGCCACCCCCUAAGCCGCAGCCGCCCCCACGGACGCUCUUCGCGCCGGCCUCCGCCGCCGCCGCCGCGGCCGCCGCCGCCGCCGCUGCGGCCAAGGGGGCUCUGGAGGGCGCCGCGGGCUUCGCGCUCUCGCAGGUGGGCGACCUGGCUUUCCCCCGCUUUGAGAUCCCGGCGCAGAGGUUUGCCCUGCCCGCGCACUACCUGGAGCGCUCCCCGGCCUGGUGGUACCCCUACACCCUGACCCCCGCCGGCGGCCACCUCUCGAGACCUGAAGCUUCGGAGAAGGCCCUCCUGCGAGACUCCUCCCCCGCCUCGGGAACCGAUCGCGACUCCCCGGAGCCACUGCUCAAGGCCGACCCCGACCACAAGGAGCUAGACUCCAAGAGCCCGGACGAGAUCAUUUUGGAGGAGAGCGACUCGGAGGAAGGCAAGAAGGAAGGCGAGGCCGCUCCGGGAGCGGCCGGGGCGAGCGUGGGGGCGGCGGCAGCGACGCCGGGCGCGGAGGACUGGAAGAAGGGCGCCGAGAGCCCCGAGAAGAAGCCCGCGUGCCGCAAAAAGAAGACGCGCACGGUCUUCUCGCGCAGCCAGGUCUUCCAGCUCGAGUCCACCUUCGACAUGAAGCGCUACCUGAGCAGCUCGGAGCGCGCCGGCCUGGCCGCGUCGCUGCACCUCACCGAGACGCAGGUCAAGAUCUGGUUCCAGAACCGCCGCAACAAGUGGAAGCGGCAGCUGGCGGCCGAGCUGGAGGCGGCCAACCUGAGCCACGCGGCGGCGCAGCGCAUCGUGCGGGUGCCCAUCCUCUACCACGAGAACUCGGCGGCCGACGGCGCGGCGGCCGCGGCCGCGGGGGCCCCGGUGCCCGUCAGCCAGCCGCUGCUCACCUUCCCGCACCCCGUAUACUACUCGCACCCGGUGGUCUCGUCCGUGCCGCUGCUAAGGCCAGUCUGA